AUGACGCUGCGGGGCGACGGGCGGCGGCCCGACGAGAAGCUGCAGGGCGACGGGCGGCAGCCCGACGAGAAGCUGCAGGGCGACGGGCGGCGGUCCGACGAGAAGCUGCAGGGCGACGGGCGGCGGCCCGACGAGGAGAAGAAGCUUGGCGCCGUCCCCAAGCCUCUUGAGGAAAGCGCCUUUUCCAUGGAGUGUGAGGAGUGGCCCCAAGGCGAGGAGUGGCUGCUACCAAUUUUCCUGAAGAUCCAAGUGCGCGUUUCUUUGGUCUGGGUAUUGUGGAGGAGAGUGGGAUGGGAGAGGAGGAGGGUGAAGCGACUAAGGAGGGUGAGGUGGCAGAGGAGGGUGAGCCGAGGCCAUCUGAGCAGGCAGAGAGAGCAGCGGGGACUGGCAGGGCUGGGAGGGGAAGAGGAAGGAGGAGGAGAUCUGGGAGGGGGGGUCGCAGCAGGAACGAUGAAAUGGUCACAGGGCAUGGGGAGGGGCAAGGCGAUUUUCAAGAUGCACCCACGUCCUCAUUGCCCACAGACCCAGUGCAGCCAGUGCAUGGAGUGCCUGAGCGCCUUUGUCCAACACAUCUCCUGUUGCGCUCUCAUUGCCAAUUUCGCCUAUCGCCCCAUUGAAGCCCUUUUCAACCGCUUUCUCGCGGCCUUUCCCCCCCAGGCCCCUGAGUUUGACCAUUUGCUGAAGGCGCUGCUGCUGCGGUCGCCCCUCAAUGUUGAGCAGAUGAAAUCAAUAAAUGUUUCAGCGGCUGCAGGCAUGAGGAGGGGUGUGAGUGGGAUGCGCCAAAGGGCAGAGCAGGUGCUUUGGCUACCUACAAAUUCAGGCAUGAGGGAGAGCGUGAUGCGUCACAAGGUGCAAGAGAUGCCUGUCUUCUUCUUGCUAGCCGUUGCCUUGUAUCAUGCCAAGGCCAUAACCAGACUCAUUGGCCCUGAGGAGGAAGUUGGUGAGAGUGGGGCGGAAGAGGAUUUGGGCAAUGAUAAGGAGGGAGAUGGGGAUGUGUGGCAGGAGGUGCGAUCAUGUGCAUCCGUUUCAGCCACUAAAGGCUCUGGUCCCUUCGCUGGUGGGGAACGUGCGUGCGGUGUUGCAGGGUGUGGGAUAGUGGAGGGUGGUGGUGUGAAGCUGAGAAGCUGUGGUGGGUGUGGAAAGGUGGCGUAUUGCAGCAGAGAGUGCCAAAAGGCGCACUGGCCCUCCCACAAGCUCACUUGCCCCGGCAGGACCAAUGGCAAGAAGAUUGGAAAGGAUGAGAGCAAGGAUGGCAGCGGCAACAGUGGCACGACGAUUAGCAAGGUGAGUGGGCAAGGUGGGUAG
Closterium sp. NIES-65 is the source of this 1305-nucleotide messenger RNA. NCBI's taxonomy places the organism in Eukaryota, Viridiplantae, Streptophyta, Zygnematophyceae, Desmidiales, Closteriaceae. The record is from the annotation of a GenBank genome assembly.